Dromaius novaehollandiae (emu) is the source of this 1326-nucleotide messenger RNA. RefSeq names its product calbindin 2 (gene CALB2). Gene Ontology annotation, molecular function: calcium ion binding. NCBI's taxonomy places the organism in Eukaryota, Metazoa, Chordata, Aves, Casuariiformes, Dromaiidae. Bases 31 to 843 code for a protein of 270 amino acids. The transcript is spliced from 11 exons. Gene Ontology annotation, biological process: regulation of presynaptic cytosolic calcium ion concentration; regulation of long-term synaptic potentiation. Gene Ontology annotation, cellular component: synapse; nucleus; dendrite. The record is from RefSeq and is a predicted model, not a curated record.
AGCGGCGGCACCGGGAGCGGCACCGGGAGCAUGGCCGGCCAGCAGCCAGCCCCGCACCUCCACCUGGCCGAGCUCACCGCCUCGCAGUUCCUCGACGUCUGGAAACACUUCGACGCCGACGGGAAUGGCUACAUCGAAGGCAAAGAGCUGGAGCACUUCUUCCAGGAGCUGGAAAGCGCUCGGAAGGGGGCUGGCGUGGACUCCAAGAAGGACAACUUUGGCGAGAAGAUGAAGGAGUUCAUGCACAAGUACGACAAAAACGCGGACGGCAAGAUCGAGAUGGCGGAGCUGGCUCAGAUCCUGCCCACGGAGGAGAACUUCCUGCUGUGCUUCCGCCAGCACGUCGGCUCCAGCUCGGAGUUCAUGGAGGCCUGGCGGAAGUACGACACGGACCGCAGCGGCUACAUCGAAGCCAACGAGCUCAAGGGCUUCUUGUCGGACCUGUUGAAGAAGGCGAACCGGCCCUACGACGAACCCAAACUGCAGGAGUACACGCAGACCAUCCUGCGGAUGUUCGACAUGAACGGAGACGGGAAGCUGGGCCUCUCGGAGAUGUCCCGACUUUUGCCUGUGCAAGAAAAUUUCCUUCUUAAGUUUCAGGGAAUGAAGUUGUCGUCGGAGGAAUUCAAUGCUAUCUUUGCCUUUUAUGAUAAGGAUGGGAGCGGCUUCAUUGACGAGAACGAGCUGGACGCGCUUUUGAAAGACCUGUACGAGAAGAACAAGAAAGAGAUGAACAUCCAGCAACUCACCAACUACAGAAAGAGCAUCAUGAACCUCUCCGACGGGGGCAAACUCUACCGCAAGGAACUGGAAAUUGUGCUCUGCAACGAGCCCCCCAUGUAGGGUCCCCUGCGUCCUCCUCCUCCCUGGUCCCCCCCCUUCGCCCCCAUCACUGCGCCGAAAGAGAGCACAAAGAGGGGAAGCAAUCGCCGUCGCGGCGCCGGCCGGGAGCUCUGCGCCCACCUCGCUGUGCCCCCCGCCGGCGUUCGCCCGCCCGCUUCUGCCUGGGGCCCGGCCCCUGCCCGCCGCGGGGAGGGGGGGUGCGCUGCAUGGCCUGUCCGCCCGCAGCCCCUUCGUCACUGUUACGCGUUGCAUAGGGCGCUAGUGCAGCUCUUCUUGGGCUUCCUCCUCUCUCCCGAGUUUGCUGUAGUUUGUUUUCCUGUUAAAAUCCUUGCUGCUGGAGUGAACUCUUAUUUUCCCCAUAGGGCUGGUUGUUUUUUUUUGGGGGGGGGGGAGGGUGGGGUCUUCUCAUUCGUUUGGUCUCUUUUGUGUUCUUAUUGUUUACCAAAGAACAGUUUACAAAUAAACUCAAGUACUGCUACCAGA